Messenger RNA from Drechmeria coniospora, 1224 nucleotides. RefSeq lists its product as uncharacterized. Bases 1 to 1224 code for a protein of 407 amino acids. NCBI's taxonomy places the organism in Eukaryota, Fungi, Ascomycota, Sordariomycetes, Hypocreales, Ophiocordycipitaceae. The record is from RefSeq and is a predicted model, not a curated record. The transcript has a single exon.
AUGGCAAAGGAUGCGCUGAGGAACCUCAUCAACAACAUCCCCGACUGGCAAAGGCGACUCAACGACCUGAGCGGUCAGAUUGACCGCCGACAGGCCGAGCUUGCCGCGCUCGGUGCCCUGCCCAAGAACCCCGCCACCUCCACCUCCCUUCGGAACAAGGGGUCGUCCGAGUCGCUGAGGCCAAAGGAUGACGGGCCACGGCACAUGGACGUCGACGACGCCGACGAACACAAGCAGCGGCACGAAGCAGCCGUCGCCGCCCCGCCCUCGCACCCGACUCCGCCGACGCAAACCCUCCCGUCGUUCCCGCCCCUACCCCCCAGUCCCGAGAGCGCCGACCGUCUGUCGUUGCACAGGAAGGCGCGCGAUGCCGUUCUCGCCGCUCAUUCCCGAGCCAUGGCCCAGGCCAGGAAGACGAAGCAAAGGCCCUCGUCGGUCGUCUCCGCCGAGGGAGCACCGGCAACCAGCCGGAUGAGAAGCAUGAUCAUCGUCUACUACGACAGCUAUGUCCAAGGCUUCUUUGACGAGUUGGUCCGGUUCAUAUCGUCGAGCAGAAACCUGAUGCGAAGGACAAGGAUGGCGGCCAAGGUUGCCCAGAUCAAACGCAUGGCCGAGUUGGAAAUGCCCGACGACCAGGCCAGCGGCGACGAAGACGACGAUGCCUUGCCAUCUCUACGCUACAUGAGCACGCGGCGGCGGGCCCCCAUAACCGUCAACACCUCGUCGACCUUUGGCAACCUCGACGAGGACCGGGCCCCCGAUGUGUAUGAAGCGCUGGAUCAGAGUCUGGAGUAUGUUCAGAGCACGUGCGAGCACGGCGCCCAUCGCUUCCUCAGGGACGCGAGCUGCGAAGACGAGCUCGGCAAAAUACGCGCCCAAGUGGCUGUGGUGUUGGCGACGGCCAUGGAGGAGAUGGACCGUAUCGAACGCGAAGAACCCGCCCUCGCCCAGGAAUCCGCUGACGUCGGGAAUGCACGUGCGCUGCGGCCCAUCAGCAUCCGGAAGGAGGUGCCCAGCGGGAACAAGGGCGAACCAGACCCGCCGAAGCCCACUGUCAAACCCAUGGGGCCCUCGGCGUCGACCGAGCCAGAGCACGACAAUACCGCCGCAGCCGAGCCGCCGCCUCUCGAAGUUGAUUCCGAUGAUGGCGGGGAUGACAGCCUGGAGGCGAUGCUCCCCCGGCUGCAGUAUCGAACCCGGGAUGUCUGGGGCUUCUCCAACUGA